AUGUGCAAUGGCAGAAGAUGGUCUUGCAGCGUUUAUCGGUACUCUCAACCCUCUUUGGCAGGAUCGUUGAAUUUUUUCGCCUAAACAGUCUUAUUUUACACGUUGCAUUUGUUUGAAAUUCAGGACAGAGAUGUUUAAAAAAGCAAAGAGGGUUAACUUCAGGCGAAGGAACGAAUCGGACGACGACGACGAAAAGGAGGACGUUCAACAACCCCAGCUGCCGCCACAACCGCAGCCAUGCGGCCCUGCAACUGAGGAGCCAGAAGGCUGCAAUCCUGAGGCUUUCGCCGGCGUGAACCUAGACGCGCAUCACGGAAAUGGACUCCAGAGUAACGCUAUAAAGACAGUCAAGGAGAAAAAGAAAAACAAGGAUACUCGCGAUAUUCCCAAAGCCAGUUUGCUGAGCUUUCAUGAUGAAGAAGAAGACACAGAGGUCUUUCGAGUGAAGAAACCCAACCACAGCAAGAAGAUCGUAAAACAGCUGAAAAAAGAAUACAAGGAAGAUUUGGAGAAGACUGGCCAUGUCAAACAGGAACCAAGCGGAGCCAAUGAUGAGGUGACAGCGUCAGUGCCAGUUGCUGUGAAGGAGGAGGCCCGGGCAGAGGGCAGCAGGGCCAGCAGCGAGCAGGGCGAAGAGGAGAUGGAGGUGGACAGCAAUGAGGAGGAAGAGGAGGAGCAGGAGAACGAGCCAAAGAGCACCCCAGGGGGAGUCUUCUCCAACACUCUGUCCUCACUCAGCACACUCAGACCUGGUGAGAUCCCCGACGCCGCCUUCAUCCACGCCGCCCGCAAGCGCCGUCAGCUGGCCAGAGAGCAGGGCGGGGAGGUGCCCCCCCAAGAGGCCGAGGGCCCGAAGAAGCGCCUGGUGCGGGAGGACGAACAGGACGGCAGCGACGAUGAAGACGAGGACGAGAAGAGGAUCGUCUUCAGCGGCGUCAGGCAGAAGACUCAGCGGCAGAAGAUCGCCGAGGAGAUAGGCAUAGAGUGCAGCGAUGACGAGGCUCUGGAUGCCAGCGGCCACGACGAGGAGCUGAGCCGCUGGGAGCAGGAGCAGAUCAGGAAGGGCAUCAGCAUCCCGCAGGUCCAGACCAACCAGCCAGAAGAUGUGAAUAUGUAUUACCAAAACAGCUAUGAGACCCAGCCAUAUGGGUCUUCCUAUGCCCUCCCCUAUUCCUACAACGCAAUGGGAGGGGAUGACUCCAAACCCAUCAAAUCUGAAAGCUCAGUAACCUAUUCCGCCCCUAGUAGUGAAUUGACUCCUAUCACUACUGAUUUGGUAAAGAAACGCCUUAAAGACAGGCUCAGCUCUAUGCGCCAGGGGCUCAGUAGCAAUGCCAAGCGCUACGAGCAGAUUCAGGAAGAGCUGGGGGCCGCUGCCAGCACCAUCCAGCGCUUAGAGGGCUCCGCCGACGCAGUCGCAGACCAGUAUAAAUUCUUGCAAGAAAUGCGAGGGUAUGUUCGAGACUUGCUUGAGUGUUUCAGUGAAAAGGUGCCGGUGGUGCUGGAGUUGGAGGCUGCAAUGCACCAGUUACUAAGGCAACGGGCGUCCCGGCUCGUCCAGAGAAGACAGGAUGAUAUUAAAGAUGAAUCAUCGGAAUUUUCAAGCCUUUCAAGUAAGGCCCUAAUGGCCCCCAAUCUUGACUCUUUCGGCCGAGACCGCGGAGCCUAUCUAGAACAUGCUAAACAGAGGAGAAUUGCUGAGAGGGAGGCCCGACGAACCCGGCGCAGACAAGCUAGAGAACAGAAUGGCAAGAGGGCGGAGCACCGGGAGGGACUGUCCAGCGAUGACGAGGAGACAUCCACGGACAUCACCAGCUUCAACCUGGAGAGAGACCGCAUCCUGAAGGAAUCAAAGAAGGUCUUUGAGGACGUGCUGGAAGAUUUCCACUCCCUGGACAGCAUCAAGGCCCGCUUCGAGGUGUGGAGGAAGCUGUACUUCACCUGCUACCAAGAUGCUUACAUCGGCCUGUGUCUGCCCAAACUCUUCAACCCCCUCAUUCGACUGCAGCUGAUCCCCUGGCUGCCCCUGGAGGCCGACUGCCCCAACUUUGAGUACAUGUUGUGGUUCGAGUCCCUACUGUUCUACGGCUGUGAGGAGCAACCGAAAAUGCAAAAGGGGGACCUGGACGUCAGCCUGCUGCCUGCCAUCGUGGAGAGGGUCAUUGUCCCCAAACUCGCAGUGCUGGCUGAUCAGGUUUGGGACCCCCUGUCCAGCAGUCAGACUACCCGUCUGGUGGCCUUCAUGCAUAAGCUCAUCAAAGGAUACCCCACAGUGCUGCACGGGGACAACAAGAACACACAGGAGCUCUUGAAGACCAUUGUCUUACGGACACGGAGGACAUUGGACAAUGAUGUUUUCAUGCCACUAUAUCCCAAAAAUGUGUUGGAGAACAAGAACUCUGGACCAUACCUUUUCUUCCAGAGGCAGUUUUGGUCCUGUGUGAAGCUCCUUGGGAACAUCCUGCAGUGGCAUGGGAUCCUGUCCAACUCCGCCCUGAGGGAGCUGGCGGUGGACAGCACCCUGAACCGCUACAUCCUGUCCGCCCUGCAGGCCACGGAGCCCGGGGAGGAGAGCGUCGAGAAGAGCCAGAGCGUGGUGGAGUGCUUCCCACAGCAGUGGUUCAGCAGCCUCAAGGGCCAGCAGACUCUUCCACAGCUAGAGAACUUCUGCAGGUACCUGAAGCACCUGGCCAGCACCAUCUACCGGGUCAGCAUGGGCGGCUCCGACGUGGAGCGGAGGAACGCAAGGGAACACAUAAAGGAGGUGGUGAAGUUGCUGGGGCGUAUGAACGCUCUGGAUCAUGUGAUCGCCGUGGCUACCGAGCACGGGAUCAAAGACAUUAAAACAUUACUGGAGAGCAAAUGAGGAAGGACAAAGGAGUUGGGACAGUUGACGGACUUCACUUGGUGUGUAUAUGAGUGUGUCUGUGUGUAUAUAUUGUGAAUACUGUACAUGUUUAAAAAGGAAAAGUGCUGGGAUCACUGGCCAAUACUUGUAAGCAAAUGACUCAACGGAAACCUUCAGAUUCAGCUGUGGACUGAGGCAAGGCCAGACCUGGACUCCAACCCCAAACCCUUGGUCCUGCAACUACGAUCCAACAGCUGCAUGGAUGAAAGAAGACAAGAGGAUCCUGGGAACCCUGCUCAUGGCUUUGGGCACAAGCCUUUUCAGAGCUCAUCUUUGUGGUGGAGGUCAUGAGGAUAAUAUCAUUGGUUCAUUGAGGUGGUGAGGAAAUAGACAGAAGAUUUCAGACAAAAUGUAGAAAUUUCCCAUCCCAAAGAGGCUGUGUAAGCUGACCCACCUGGUUCUUUGGAAAGUACACCCCAGACAACAGAAGCCUUAAUCCUAGUACACCCAUCUUCUCGGAUGUGAGUGUUACUGCAAGCAGCCGUUGUCACACCUAAUGAUUGGGCUGAGACAGAAUCGCCACAAAAGUAUUUUGAAGGUUUUAAAAUGCAGAACACCGUUUCAUAACACAAAGUCAAUUGCCGUUUCUGUUUGACUGCCUAGCCAUUUUCACUUGUAGUGCCUGGCGUGGUAGGUGUCUGCAGAUGGGUUCAAAAAAGCUCUUGCUCUCACAGCUCAAUAAAAUGCUCAUGUUUCGCUUCUGUCCUGCUCGUACGUUCAUCUUAGUGCUCGGUGCUUUUGCCUUUGUCAUCAUGGAUAGUACUCUGUCUCUCGCUUUCUUUCUGCUGGAAACGGUCUGUAGAAAACUGGCUUUUUGUUGGUGCUGUAUAACUGAAUUGUCAUUUUUCAUUGUCUUUCCAUCUCGGGCAGUGAAACCCGGUACUGAAUAUGAUUUUGCAAAAAUUUUUCUUACUCGAUAUUGACUUGCAGUUUGUAACCGCUCACAACAGCAAUUAUGGCAUGUAAGCCUCUUCCAAAGAACAGGGUCAGAGUUGUUAAGGCAAUGUACCUUUUUAGGGUACAUGGAAAAAUUAUAUUCAGAAUUGCAAAAACUAGAUAAAAGACCUGUUAAAAACCCCUAUUUAAAGAGGUAAUUCAGGACUAAUUCCAGAUUGUGAUAUGUGUACAGGGAUUCUGGAACGGGGAUGGGAAAUGCUUUGAGCGUUUUGUGUACCAUCUGUGGCUCUCCCGUGUUAAUCCUUACUACAGGUCUCAUAAUAGGUGUUUUAAUUAUUUUAAACAGAAUAGAUUGGACCAGUUUUUCAGACCCACCCUAUAAGUAGGUUAUUUUACAUUUAGGUUUGAUGGAACCACCGCACAAUUUCACCGUAACUAGCUUUCCUGUGAUUGGCUUAAGCAUGCCAGCUGCUCUCAACGGCACUUGUCCAUCUCAUUCAUUGGAAGAUUGUGCCAAAAUGCACACUGGCCACACCAAGGUGAAAUCAUUUACAUGUUUGCAAUUUUUUACGUUGGAUUUUUUUUUUUUUUUUUUUUUUUUUGUGGGGGUGG
Messenger RNA from Megalops cyprinoides (Indo-Pacific tarpon), 4417 nucleotides. RefSeq names its product PAX3 and PAX7 binding protein 1 (gene paxbp1). Gene Ontology annotation, cellular component: nucleus. The record is from RefSeq and is a predicted model, not a curated record. Gene Ontology annotation, biological process: positive regulation of transcription by RNA polymerase II; mRNA splicing, via spliceosome. The transcript is spliced from 18 exons. Bases 131 to 2866 code for a protein of 911 amino acids. Gene Ontology annotation, molecular function: DNA binding. NCBI's taxonomy places the organism in Eukaryota, Metazoa, Chordata, Actinopteri, Elopiformes, Megalopidae.